Molecule: messenger RNA, 930 nt
Organism: Rubroshorea leprosula
Lineage: Eukaryota; Viridiplantae; Streptophyta; Magnoliopsida; Malvales; Dipterocarpaceae
Source: the annotation of a GenBank genome assembly
GCAAUAGUUAUUAACCCUAAACCAUGUGGGCACUCUAAUGUCCUCAGCUUCUUAGUCAUGGCUGUUCCUCACUUACUCUCAUUUGCUCUCUUCUCUAUAACCAUUAUUAUGAUCCAUCCAUCUCAUUCUUCCGCAGAUACUGAUAUUCCUAAGAUUUCAGCUAUGGAAAAACCACUGAAAGUUAAUUUGUCUCUGUAUUAUGAAUCUCUAUGUCCUUAUUGCAGGAACUUUAUCAUUAAUCAACUUGUGAAGAUAUUCAACUCAGACCUUAUCUCCAUUGUCAAUGUCAGAAUGGUUCCAUGGGGAAAUGCUCAAGUUGCAGAAUCCAACAAGAUCAUCAUUUGCCAGCAUGGUGAAGAUGAAUGCUAUCUGAAUACCAUACAUGCCUGUGCCAUUAACAUCUGGCCUGAUCUGAGAGAGCAUUUCAACUUUAUUUACUGUGUUGAAAAUCAAGGCCUUCACAUCCAGGACAAUCAGCACUCUCAGGAUGCAGAGGCAGCCUGGAAAGCCUGCUCUGCAUGGUUGGGGUUGGAUCAGAAACUCAUAGAGGACUGCUACAACGGUGGAUACGGAAAAAAGCUUUCACUGCAGUAUGCAAGUGAAACUAGUAAUCUCAAUCCACAACAUUCUUACGUACCCUGGGUGACCGUCAAUAAGCAGCCACUAUAUGAUGACUAUCCAAAUUUUAUAGCCCAUAUCUGUAAUGCUUACAGCGGCAAAAGUGUAGUGGAGGCUUGCACAUCGAAUUCAUCCAUUCCAGCUGAUAAGGAAAAUUCCAUCCAUCCUGUCUGCUAUGCUAGUUAAGCAUGACAUGUUGUUUAAGCAGUACAAGGAGUUCCUAGUUAAGCGCAAACUUCAUAAAUCUGGAGGAUGAAAAUAGCUCCCCCAGCAUGAUGUUAUUGUCCAGAUUAAUAGACCAUUAAUAUUAUC